GCCACCCCCUCCCUCCGCCCCGCAGUGCCGCAUCCGGGCGCUCGCUCUUCCGCAAAUGUCGACUGAGCCUCCUACCCACCCCUGCCGUAGGGGCGUGCGGGCCUGUCGGGGACGCGCAGAAGAAAAGAGGAAGCAAAGAGCAGCUGAGAUUUUAGACGUCAGUGAACGCGGUGGUGUAAACGAGACCGGCAUCGACCUGUGUCCGGCUGCAUCACAGGGAGCCGGCCCAGCGGGGCAAAGAAAACCAUUUUUUGAGAAGCUCCGUAGACUAGAAGAGCAGUUUCGGAGCUUCCAAGAGGUGGCCUUAACACACCUGCAGGGCAUCGCCAGCAACUACAAAGUGUCCUACAACGUGGACGUGCGGUUCCAGACCCUGGAGGAAGACAGCCGGGCUAUGGCUCUGGCGAUCAACCAGUCACAGGCCACUGUGCAGAGGGACCUGGCUCACCUGAAGACCUGGAUGAGGAAGAUCCAGCACAGAAGCCGAAAAGUAGACACGAGGUUGCAGGCCUUGGACCUCGCCCUGAGUGAGGAGGGCACGCGGCGGGCACGGGAGAGGAAGGAACAGAAGGCAGAGAGGGACGCCAUCUCGGGCCUGGCCCUGGCUGUGCGGGCUCUGUAGGACACGCUGGCCCACCUGAUGGUCCCCGUCCACAGGCAGGGCGCCAGGCUGUAUGCUCUGGAUGGGCGGCAGGCGGCCAACUCUGGCACCACAGCCCCAGGGCCAACCCCAGCCCUGACCCAAGCCCAGCCUGAGUCAUCAAGGCCAAGCUAUCUGAAGCUGCAGAGGGACUGGCAGGUGCUCAGAGCUUCUCCUGAGCACAGGAACCCCCGUCAGGACUUUGCUGCCUGUCUCCAAGGGACAGGGGAGCCCUCAGCCCCAGGCAGUCAUUGGGCACCUGGUGGGGCUGCUGCAGCCCUGAGAGAGCCACCUCAGCAGGAACAGCUGCCCCAGAGACCAGGAGAGAUUUGCAGCAUGGGCCCUGUGCUUGUUUUCCCCAACACCUCCACUGAGAACAUGGUUGUCCUCAGCCCCGGUUUCCUCACAGCCCUACGGGCUCUAUCCUUCUGCAGCUGGGUCCGCACGUCCUCUGGCCACCUGGGUACCCUCCUGUCCCAUGCCACCAAGGAGAACGACAACAAGCUGGUGCUGCAUGGCCGAGACUCCCUGGUCCCUGGCUCCAUGCACUUUGUGAUUGGAGACCUGGCCUUCAGGGAGCUGCCACUGCUGGACGGCCAGUGGCACCAAGUCUAUAUCAUCUGGACAUCCAUCCAGGGCAGGUACUGGCUGCACAUAGACCGCAGGCUAGUGGCCACCGGCUCCCAUUUCCGGGAGGGCUAUGAGAUCCCCCCUGGAGCCCUUGUGCUGGGCCAGGAGCAAGACCAUGUCGGGGGUGGGUUUGACAGUUCGGAGGCCUUUGUGGGGAGCAUUUCUGGCUUGGCCAUCUGGGACCGGGUGCUGGGUCCUGGGGAGGUCACAAACCUGGCCACUGGGAAGGAGCUCCCAGCAGGCGCCAUCUUGAUGCUGACGGAAGGUGCAUUACUGGGUGGAUUCGUGCACAGGGCCAACUGCACCUUCCUGGAGCACUGUGCCUGAGGCCAUGCCCCAUGGGGGCUGUGGUCAUGCUCUGAGCCAGCGAGGGGAGCAAGCCCCACCAUGCUCACCACCCUGACCCAGCGCUUCCACAAGGCACCUGGCUGCCGUCCUGGCUGUGCACACCUGUUCACUAACUCCACGUUCACACUAGUGUCGUGUGGCAGGGGGUGGACAGGAAACACAGAGUGGAAGAAAGAGGGCCCACAGGAAGUUCAGGUCCACCGAGACAGCCUUCUUCCCAUUGCGGCGGUGUUCUUACGUGUGGCAUCUUCAAAGCCUCUGGUUGCUUUGUUCUCUAUAGCAUGAAGUUCUCUGUAGCAUGGUUUUUGUGUCUGGUUUUUCUCUCUCUGCGUGAUGGUUUCCAGGCUCAAGCAUGUAGCAGCAUGUCAGUGCUUCACUCCUUUUUUAUGGCUGAAUGAUAUUCCAGUGCACGGAUGGAGCACAUUUUAUUUCUCUGUUCACCCGCUGAUGGACGUUUGGACUGUUUGCAGUUUUGGGUUAUCGUGAAUAAAGCUGCCAUGUGCACUGC
Molecule: messenger RNA, 2126 nt
Organism: Galeopterus variegatus (Sunda flying lemur)
Lineage: Eukaryota; Metazoa; Chordata; Mammalia; Dermoptera; Cynocephalidae
Gene: PTX4
Product: pentraxin 4, long
Source: RefSeq, a predicted model, not a curated record